UCCAAUUUAUCGUCCAACAACAUUUGGUAUUUUGUCAUAUUUGGGAGGGAUGUGUAAAUUUUGGUUUCCAGAAAUUAAAGGUUAUAAUAAAGAGGGGCAAUUGGUAGAUAUUGGAGGAUUGGAUGAUAUAUUUUUCGUUCCGGGACUUUCUAUAAAUUUGUUAAAACAAAUUUUAACAAAUAUUUAUCUUAAUGUUGAAUUGGAUGAAGAAAAGCGACAAGAAAUUAUAAAUUUAUUUACUUUGGCUGAAAAACAAAUAAAUAUUGGGACGGAUUAUAUUUUUAAUUUGCGUUAUUGUUAG
This is a messenger RNA of Meloidogyne enterolobii, 301 nucleotides long. NCBI's taxonomy places the organism in Eukaryota, Metazoa, Nematoda, Chromadorea, Rhabditida, Meloidogynidae. The record is from the annotation of a GenBank genome assembly.